GCCGCUUAAUGCGGCAAUGACCACGCGCUGGCGAGCUCCGACAUUGAGAAGGGGAGAACGAAGAAGUCCAGCGAGCAGCUUCAUGGCGGCGGCCUCCUCGUCGUCUGGUGUCGCAGCGGGCCUCACAGAGGACGAUGACGAGGUCGUCGCCGAGUUGGACGUUUACGUCUCCCAGGCAUUGGCCGACCACUUGUACCUCGUCCAGUACCCGCAGUGGAAGCCCGACGCUCACUACGACGAGGAAUGCAUCGCGGCGCGAGUCAAUCCCGAAGAGCGGAAGAUCGAGCUCGAGUUCGCCCCCAACAACGACGACCCGAGCUACGACGCGGAGCCAGCUCGACAAUUCAUCGGUGAUGCGACGACAUCGGACACCGAUGUCGCCGCGGAAGUUGUACAGGAACAUCAGGCGCACGCUACCGUCGAACGGCCACUGGUAACGGUACCGGAUGCGAGCACCUACUUCGGGGAGACGGUGAAGAAUAAGUCCUUGGAAGGUGUUGCGAAUGUGGAGAUGGAGCCACCGACUGACGCCACCAGCGCAGGGCCCGUAAUGGGUAUAAAUGUGGAGCCUGGGACAAGCGAUGGAGUUCGACGUUCCAUGAAAGUGGAACCCGGCUCGUCAAUAAAUCCGGAACCUACGACCAGCGGCGCCAGUCGUGAAAAUUCGGUGAAAGUGAACACUAGCCCGGCGAACACCGGCGCCACCAAGCACAGUGAUGGAGGGGCUAAGACGUCGAUGGACAGUCACAUCGUCAUGUCCACGGUUUCGAACACUCGUCCUGAAAACUACGCCGUGGGACUUCUCCUGCCGGGCGAGCUUCACCUGACGCCCCUUCACGCAAUCGUAAGCAUGGCACCGGCAUUGCACCAUUUGCACCAUCCUGCGGACCAAUCGUCGGACGCCGACGCCAAGGCAAUGCCACCACUACCAGCAGUGGACGAAAGCAGCGGCAUAGCGCCGGAGAGUGACUGCGCGAACAACGAUCUGACCACGCAGGCUGAGGUCUACGUCAACGAAAACGACGGUGCCGAACGUUCCAAACACGUUCGCCAGCGGCGCUUUGCGCAGUUGCAACGCGAGAGCGAAAGCGAACCAUGGGUGGACGCUACAGUCCACUACUGUUACUCCGAGACGUCUCUCACCGAGAGGGAGCUACUAGUAGGACCCCGGAGCGAGCGACACGUCUCGUCUCGUCCUGGGGAACGCUAUCUGCGGAGGCUUCUCACAGGGAAGCCAAUGGCACAGCAUCCAAACGAAGCCCGUUCGCAGAUUCACGCCUUGCCAGGCGAGUUCAGCUCGCAGGAGCUGUCCAUGCACGACAUCAGCUGCCUGCCGCUCGAAGACCAGAUAACAGCCAUCCUCCGAAACGUCAAGGUGAUUGACUUCGGCAAACUGAUGUCGGUGCUGCCGUGCACGGCUAGCGAAGAGUCCGUCCUCAACAUCCUGCAGUACGCGGCGGUUCUGGUACAGGGCUGCUGGGUGGUGAAGAGUGAGGAGCUCUACCCGUGGGAAGGCAUAAGCGAAAAGAAGCUGAAGCCACUGCAAAUACGCGAGAAGACGUUGUGCAACGCCCGCGACCUGCUCUUGUACAUGUACACCGAGACAAGGCACGUCGUGGAGUCCGCGUUCGCCGACACCCUCAGGCAAGGCCUCUGUUCACUUCCCCAUGAAGACAUCAGGGCUCUCCUGGAGGACAUCGCCAGGCCGACCCCUGACGGCUGGGAGUUCCUCCUGCCGUGCGACUCCGACUUCACGAAAGCUCACCCUGACGUGGUUCUGAAACAACACCGGGUGUGGCGCGACCGGCGCGUGGCUCUUUCGAGGACGUUCCGCCCGUCCGUGAUGGCGCGACUGCAGAAGAAGCAAAGAGAUCAUGGAGAGUCUUCUUCGAACGAUGGCAGUGGAAACAAGGCUUGCCGUCGUCGGACAACGUCCAAGACACUGGAAAGCACGCCGAGGUCUUCCUGCGGUAGUCCGGUCACGAAGCUCAGCAAAAUGGCGGAAUGAUCCGCUGCAACAACAGCUAGUAACAUUAAAGUCUAAAAUGGUCCGAACUCAAGCUAUCGCAGUUGGUUGGUGAGAGCUUUUAGCCAUGAAUCAGUAACAUUAGGCUCCCGUGAAGACCACGUCGUCGAAAAAUUUGUUGUUUUUAUCGCGCUGCGGUCUAGUACUGGAACGUUCUGUAACCAGGAUGGGCCAUGUCUAACCUGUUGGAUCGACUGCGAUAUUGAACUCAUCAGGGAAGCUGGAUCCGGCCUGUCUGCGGCACAACUUCGUCACUACGUCUUUCGUGGUUUUUCUGUCGGUAUUAAAUGAU
Messenger RNA from Dermacentor silvarum, 2318 nucleotides. RefSeq names its product DNA-directed RNA polymerase III subunit RPC5-like. The coding region runs from base 17 to 2008 and encodes 663 amino acids. NCBI's taxonomy places the organism in Eukaryota, Metazoa, Arthropoda, Arachnida, Ixodida, Ixodidae. The transcript has a single exon. Gene Ontology annotation, biological process: DNA-templated transcription. Gene Ontology annotation, cellular component: RNA polymerase III complex; nucleus. The record is from RefSeq and is a predicted model, not a curated record.